AUGAUUUUAGCAGCAGCACUGGAUAUUUCCACUAAAGAGGUGAUUGGUGUGGCACCCCGCGAAAUAUGGGAAAUGCUACGAGAACGACAUAGCACCCGAGCUAUUACGAUAUGUGAUGCCCGUCAGUUGUUAACGGUAAUUCGUGCGCUUUUCUUCCUGGCUUGUACCGCUGGAGAAGCUCACAUAACCUUUUGGAAAGAGUGGACCUCUUCCAUAAUCACAGCACAGGAUGUAAUAGCUGCCUUAGCAAAGCACAAAGCUGAUCAAGAUCAGGAAACUAUCCCCGAAACCCUUGCUGAUGAAGCCAUAGAUCAGGAGUUUAGGGUAUGUUCUAUAGGUAGCAGUGAAUCUGAGAUAGAUAUAUUUAAGAGUCAUGAGUAAGA
Strongylus vulgaris is the source of this 383-nucleotide messenger RNA. The record is from the annotation of a GenBank genome assembly. Lineage: Eukaryota; Metazoa; Nematoda; Chromadorea; Rhabditida; Strongylidae.